AUGAAUCUCUACACUCAUAACCAGAAGAUGGACAAACACUUUGGUCCAAUGCGGUUUGUGUUUCUGUGCUCCUUUGUAUUUUGUUUGACAUUGUUUUUAUUGGAUUAUUUGGUUGUCAGUGAUACUCAAGCAAGCAAUUUCAAUGAAACUGAAAAAACCAAUCACUUAGAGAACAUCACCAUUGUCAACGAUAAUAUGGAUCGUUGUUGGGGCCAAUAUAUAUAUGUUUAUGAUCUUCCUGGCAGGUUCAAUGAGGAUUUGUUGAAGGGUUGCCACAGUCUGAUGAAGUGGACUGAUAUGUGCCCUUACGUCUCUAACUCAGGCCUUGGACAUAAGAUUUCCGAGAAACCAAAUGGAAAGGUGAUGUCUGAGGAUAGUUGGUAUGACACUAAUCAAUUUACACUAGAAGUAAUUUUCCAUAACAUAAUGAAGCACUACAAGUGCUUAACCAAUGAUUCUUCAUUGGCUUCAGCAAUAUAUGUACCCUAUUAUGCUGGCCUUGAUGUGGUUCAGUACCUAUGGGACUCUAAUGUUUCGACGAGAGAUGCUUCUCCAAAGGAACUAGUGAAGUGGGUGGCACAACAGCCCCAAUGGAAAAGAAAAUGGGGCAGAGAUCAUUUCAUGGCUGUAGGGAGGAUUAGUUGGGAUUUCAGGAGAAAAACAGAUAAUGAAUCUGACUGGGGAACCAAGUUUAUGUUUUUGCCAGAAGCAACCAACAUGUCUUUUUUGCCAAUUGAAUCCACUCAAAAUCCAACUCAAACUCAAACUCAGAGUCAGUUCAGUUUAUUAUAUGAUAAUGAAUUCUCAAUUCCAUAUCCAACCUAUUUCCAUCCUUCCAAGGAUGUGGAGGUUUUUGAGUGGCAGAAAAGAAUGACAAGAGUGAAGAGGCCUUACCUAUUUUCAUUCGUGGGUGCUCCCAGGCCUAAUUCUAAUUAUUCACAUUUUUGGUACAUCAGAAGUGAGAUUAUCAAACAAUGCCAAUCAUCUACGAGCUGCAAACUAUUAGGUAAAAAAUAUUGUCAUGAUCCUCUGAGUGUUAUGAAGGUGUUUCAGAGUUCCAUUUUCUGUUUACAGCCUCCGGGGGAUUCCUAUACGAGGCGGUCAACGUUUGACUCCAUUUUGGCGGGUUGCAUUCCUGUUUUCUUUCACCCAGAUUCGGCUUAUUCCCAAUAUUUGUGGCAUUUUCCCAAAAACGGUUCUGCAUACUCUGUAUUCAUACCAGAAAAGGAUCUUGUUGAGGAAAAAGGACGACCGAUCAAUGAGACAUUGUCACGAAUCCCUAUGAGGGAAGUAUUGGCCCUGAGAGAGCAAGUUGUAAGCCUUAUUCCGAGAAUAAUAUAUCGCCAUCCGAAUUCUAGACUGAGGAGCUUGGAAGAUGCGUUUGAUAUAGCAGUUAAGGGAAUUCUUGAGAGAAUAAAUAAAAUUAAUGUCAAGGAUUCUGUUGUUGGUUUCGGGGUAAACGGGGAUGCUCAGUGA
Messenger RNA from Gastrolobium bilobum, 1476 nucleotides. RefSeq names its product xyloglucan galactosyltransferase MUR3-like. NCBI's taxonomy places the organism in Eukaryota, Viridiplantae, Streptophyta, Magnoliopsida, Fabales, Fabaceae. The coding region runs from base 1 to 1476 and encodes 491 amino acids. The record is from RefSeq and is a predicted model, not a curated record. Gene Ontology annotation, molecular function: glycosyltransferase activity. The transcript has a single exon.